Messenger RNA from Sphaerodactylus townsendi, 3798 nucleotides. RefSeq names its product bradykinin receptor B2 (gene BDKRB2). The coding region runs from base 126 to 1274 and encodes 382 amino acids. Gene Ontology annotation, cellular component: membrane. The record is from RefSeq and is a predicted model, not a curated record. Lineage: Eukaryota; Metazoa; Chordata; Lepidosauria; Squamata; Sphaerodactylidae. The transcript has 2 exons. Gene Ontology annotation, biological process: vasoconstriction; smooth muscle contraction; immune response. Gene Ontology annotation, molecular function: bradykinin receptor activity.
CAAAACAUAAAUUGGAAUCACUCACAAAGAGACCACAGCCUGGGAGUUUCUUGAGGACACUGCUGGCUUGCUUUCUCCACAAACUAACAAACUAUUUGCUGGAAAGCACCAAAGCAGCAGCCAGUAUGGAAGGAGGUACAGCCCUUGACGGUGUUACAGCCACCUGGGAGCUUGGGAUGAACCAGUCUGUUGGGCUCAAUGCAACAAGUGACAAUUCCACUUGCCCCUGGCCAGAGAAGUGGCAAUGGCUAUUUACUAUCCAGCCGUAUUUCCUCUGGUUUCUUGCUAUCUUGGGAAUUGUUGAGAAUGUGUUCAUCCUCUUUGUUUUCUGCCUCCACAAGAGCCGCUGCACGGUGGCCGAAAUCUAUUUGGCAAACUUAGCCAUGGCUGACCUUCUGUUGCUCUGUGGAUUACCUUUUUGGGCUAUUAACAUAGCCAGUGGCUUUAAUUGGCCCUUUGGGACCUUCCUUUGCAAAGCUGUCAACAGCAUUGGUCACAUGAACUUGUAUUCUAGCAUUUAUUUCUUGGUGAUGGUGAGCAUCGAUCGCUACCUGGCCUUGGUGAAAACUAUGACUUUGGGACGGAUGCGCCGACCACUCUGUGCUAAAUGGAACUGCCUCAUCAUUUGGAUUUCUGCACUGCUCCUGUGUUCUCCUGCUCUGAUAUUCAGGUCAAUACAGUACGUGGCUGAGCAUAACUUCACAGGCUGCAUUCUGUCUUACCCGCCUGGGAGUCAUUGGCCAGUGAUCACCAACAUUCUCCUGAACACGGUUGGCUUUUUGAUGCCUCUUUGUGUCAUCACCUUCUGUACAGUCCAGAUAAUCCAAGCCUUGAAAAACAAUGACAUGCAAAAGCUCAAAGCCGUUCAGACCGAGAAGAGAGCUACCACCUUGAUCCUUGCUGUUCUUCUCCUGUUUAUUAUCUGCUGGCUUCCUUUCCAGAUCGCAACGUUCUUUGACACAUUGAUUGCAGUCAACGUCAUUUCUGGCUGCACCGCUAGAGAAGUUGUACACGUGGCCACCCAAAUUGCCACAUAUUGUAGUUUCAGCAACAGUUGCCUUAACCCUAUAGCAUACGUCAUUGUGGGGAAACAUUUCAAAAAGAAAUCAAGGGAGGUUUACCAUAAUUUGUUCCUGAGGAGACCUAGCCAAGCACCAUCAGUCCAGAUGGUGAGUUCCAUGGAUACUAUCAGAACUUCUAUAUCUCAGUGGACUGGCUACGGAAAAAAUCUAUUUUUUCUGCACCGCGAUAGCACAGUUUGCUUGCUUUCAUAGGAGAAGAAAACCCUAAAAGGAAGAAGCAGAUAAUCUAUCAUUUCGCCUCCCUUUAUAUGGUGCUUCCAAUUUGAACAGAAUGGAGUCCUUUACAACAAAAUCUUGGCAUAGCUAGCAUUGUAGUAAAAGCUGGGCAGGUCUCUAGUUUGUGUCAAGCAGUGCCAUGUUGGUAGGGAUGGCAGCCUCCUAGUGGAAUCUGGGAAUCACCAAAAUUACAACUCACCUCCAGACUUCAGAGACCAGUUCCCCUGGAGAAAAUGGAUGCUUUAGAAGGUAUACUCCAUGGUAUAGUACCCCACAGAGGCCUUUGCCUUCUCCAGGCUCCACCCCCAAAAUCUUUAGGAUAUCCCAACAUGGAGCUGGCAAGCCUACCCAUCCCUUGCUGGUGGUCAGGGAGAACCUGACAACACUGCAUAUCAGUUGGAAUAUUUUUUUUAAUUAUGAAUGAAUCUUCUUGAGGAUUUUUUCAUUGAAGUAUUACUGAAUUAGGGUGCUCCUAACAACUUUCAUGAGCUCAUCCUUGGUGCUUACACUGCUUUUGGUACCUAAACUAAACACAAAUGUAGAACACCACAGUAUGCCUAUGUAUGUAACCUGCACCCCAAAGACCCUCUUUAGAUCGUAGUAAAGAGACAAAUGCAUAUGACCUAUUUCAACAGAUUCUGAGAACCUGUCCAUUAAGCAGCCAUGUUUCUUAGGUCACCACAUUUAAACAACAAAGUCAAAUGGAGUAAAGCAAUGAAUGUCCGAAUCUGGUCCCUUAGUUCAUAGUUGUAUGUAAAAGUCUCUUGUCAAGUUGGAGUUGACUUAUGAUACCCAGUAGGAUUUUCAAAGCCAAAGACUAACAAAGGUAUCUUCUGCAUAUUUUAUCUCAUUUGCCAAAAAUAAUACUGUAGCGCCAUAUUAGAAAAAUACACACACCUUUAUUCUUACUCUCUACAUAACUUGGCACACCAGCAUUGCCAUUAAAUUCUUUAAAAUGUAGAAGAGACAUAGGCCAUUUAGGCACUUGUGGCCAUUUCUUAGGCGCACUUUGCGUGGGCACCGCAUCUCCCUUUUUUUUGGAUUCUCACACUAUUAAGGCACAUUUUCCCCUUCUCUGAAACUCAUUGCGCUUUCAGGUUAGAAAAGCCCUGCAGUUUCUGAAACCUGGUAAAGUAUGACUUUUUACCUCACCCCCCUUUUGCAGGGAAAGCAAAUAGAAUCAGCAUGUGUUUCUCCUUUGUUGGGUUUUCUCCCUGGCUGCCCUACCCAAAAGUGUGAAUUGGCCAAUAAGCAUGUUGGCAGGCUGCCUGUGCCAUUAAAAAAUAUGUAGCAGCCAAAGAGGAGAAAAACCAUGCUGGAGGAAAAGAAAAGAGCAGAGCAGAGCAGAGCAGAGCAGAGAGUCAGCUGACAGGAGGCACAAGUGGAGCUGCAUGAGUAUGUCCCAGGACCUGCCCAUCUUAAUGGUUCCUGCAUCAUGGAGAGCAGUGGGGGAUGGGCAGAAUUAGGUGGGAGAGCAAAAAGAAGAGGGGGAGGCAAACCUCCCCAACUCCUCCGACCAAAGGGGGGAACAUCCUUGGACUCCCCCAUGGCUGGCAAGAUACCAAGGACAGGAAAUCAUGGUGAAAUCUCUCCAGGGUGAAGAAGUUGGGCAGGAUGCAAAGUUCAGCUCCGCUGCUGUGCCUGUUCUUUCCCUGGCUGCUUUUGUCAGAAUCAGAAAGGCUUAAAAAAAUUUCAUGCUAAAGGAUUUGAAAUUGAUGAAAAAAGAUGGAAGGAGGCUGCAUGAAAACAACGAGGAAGUGGGGGGGGGGCAAAUGGUGGCUAGGAACACUUUGCAGGACAAGAAUCCCUGUACAAACAAAAAACUGCAGGAAAAUCUCAUGGUGAACAGCCACAGGGUAAGUAGUACAUGCAUAAAUGGUCACAGUCGCCUAAAUUCAUUACUUCGGAACGCUACAAUUUAAGAGCGCUUAGACCAAAGCCAGCUUAGGUGAGUGACCUCAAUGUGGUGCCCAGGUCAUGAGACCCUCCCUUCCCCUAGAGCACUUUAGCACCAUAUAAGCAACGCAGACCAUGUCUCAAUUUAGGGAAUCUAUAUUUUUAACAGAAUUUAACCAUCACCACCAUCUUACCUAACUAAUACCUUUUUAUCUCACCCUUUCUUCAAAGAACUCAGGGAAGCGUAUAUAGUUCUCUUUUGCUGCCAUUUGUCCUCCUCGUGAACAGCGCCAAGCCUCCAAAUCACCUAGUGAGCUUCGUGACUGAGUGGGCAUUUGAAUCCUCGUCUCCUAAACCUAGCUCAACACUCUGAGUGUUCUACCAUACAAGCUGUAAACUGGAUGACGCUCCUGACAGAACAUUAUGCAUGAGAGCAUCGCUUGUGCUGGGGCAUCCCAGGUCUACCUUAAGUCUGAAAAUAGAGACUUAAAUCAAUUCAAAGCAUUCAUUUCUCCAGAGAAGACUCUUGUACAAAAAUACAUAAUAUAUAUAAAAACAUAUAUAUCUAAUUGUAUUGUAUUGAAAACUAUGCUUUUCUACAAAA